AUGGAUACCAUUUUGGUUUUCAGCCUGAUCAUUGCAUCUUACAGUGCCAACGAUAAAGAACUCAGAGACAGCAGCUGCCACAUGGAAUUACUACCGGGAGUCUCCCCAAAGGAUAUGAAAAGCACCAGGGAUGUGCUAACACAAGAGGUUCUGGCAGAAGCCAAAAGGCACACGUUCACCCAAAACUGGACAAUGGCUCCCCUACAGUGCCUUGGCUCUGGGAGAAAAGUGAAAGUCAACCUUGUCUAUUUGGAGAAAAGACCAAAGGUCAAGCCUACCCUGCAGAACCUAAGAAUCACUGCUGUUCCCCACAGAAACAGCACUAACUCUUCAAGCUGUUACCUCACCCCCACGUUCACCACAUUGCAGACGGGAUCCCUUCUGACAGGCAAAGCUUUUUUACCAGGCCUCUCCCAAUGCAAGGUCUAUCCGGUGAUGGGGGUUUCAUCAAAGACCUUUUUCAUCACCACCACCUCCAUGGCUCCCAAGAAUAAAGCAGCGAAGACUAUCAGUUUAGACAAAGAUGAGAACUUAGAGGAGAGGCAGAAAUGGAGCAUUGUGGUCAAAGUCCUGAUUGCUGCCAUCUUGCUGCUCAGUGGAGCUGCCAUUAUUUUUAAAGUCCUCUGCCCGUGUCAAUGCCUGGGGGCCAGAAAAUUAUGCCAACACCAGCUGCCAUGGAGAAGGCAAAGUCAGGGGGACCAGCAACUGGAGGACGCUGAACCCCAACGUGCCACUCAGCCUGAGAAGGAAAGUGUUGGACAAGAGGCUCCCAACUCAUCAAGCUCAGAGGAAGCUGCAGAGAUCAUUGUUAUCCGCCAGACAUACUUCUGA
Messenger RNA from Condylura cristata (star-nosed mole), 831 nucleotides. RefSeq names its product chromosome unknown open reading frame, human C17orf78. The coding region runs from base 1 to 831 and encodes 276 amino acids. The record is from RefSeq and is a predicted model, not a curated record. The transcript has 7 exons. NCBI's taxonomy places the organism in Eukaryota, Metazoa, Chordata, Mammalia, Eulipotyphla, Talpidae.